AUGUUCAGUGUCGUGCAAGACAAUGUGUUCCUAGCUGCAACAUACAUAGGUAUAAGCGGAUGUGUCGCGCUAACCCUAGCAACAAUCCCACUUCGUAACACUAUAGGGUUUUUAUACAUAAGUGAAGAUAAUAAAUUAGUUAAAAUAUCAUCAGUUGACUUCUGGGGAAACAGGAAAGACAGGAUUAUUGAUGCAAAUGAUUGGAUCCCGUUGUGCGAUAUUGCUCCCAAAAUUAUGGACUCAAUUUAUCUUAGACCACAUUUGACAGAUGGCACAAAAUAUAAAAUAUUUAUCAAGUACGGAAAAAUAAUUAAUCCUCAGAAAAUGGCACAUGUUUUAGAA
Iphiclides podalirius (scarce swallowtail) is the source of this 342-nucleotide messenger RNA. Lineage: Eukaryota; Metazoa; Arthropoda; Insecta; Lepidoptera; Papilionidae. The record is from the annotation of a GenBank genome assembly.